Molecule: messenger RNA, 1805 nt
Organism: Culicoides brevitarsis
Lineage: Eukaryota; Metazoa; Arthropoda; Insecta; Diptera; Ceratopogonidae
Gene: DNApol-epsilon58
Product: DNA polymerase epsilon subunit 2
Exons: 4
Coding region: 59-1621 (520 amino acids)
Biological process (GO): error-prone translesion synthesis; DNA-templated DNA replication
Cellular component (GO): epsilon DNA polymerase complex
Molecular function (GO): DNA binding
Source: RefSeq, a predicted model, not a curated record
UUUAAUUUCGCGCGUUUUUUGAUAUUUUUAUUUUGCUGGACUUGAAUUUCGAGGAAAAAUGGAUGAAUUAACUAAAAUUAAAAAUCAGGUAGCUACAAAAUUCAAAGUUAGUGGCUUCUUUAUCAAAUCGGAUUCAAGUACUUACUUGGCAGAGAUGUUGCUUCCAUUGAGUCUGGAUGAUCGCAAUAAAUGGAUGAAAAGUAUCCUGAGUCACAUUCAGAGGCAAGGAACGAAGACUUUGAACAUUGAAAGGGAGCAUUUGGACCUCGCAAUUCGAGACUGCACAAACGCUGGAUUAGACGAAAAUGAGACAAUUUUCUCAGUCAUCAGUGCCUUCGACGUUCCUCGUUACAAAUUCAACGACGAACGCAAAAAAUUCACGAUCGAUACCGAAACCUCCAGGUCUUUAAUGGCCGAUUGCAGCAUGAAAUCCAAAUACAUCCGUGACAGAUAUCAAAUUUUGUGGCAACGAACUGUGCGACAUCCCUUAUUCGCCGGAAGCUCUGUCGUUGGCGCCGCAACUCCCGCAUUUCAGCUGAAAAAAGUCGAAAAUCUCCUGUCAUCAUCAAAAUUAAAGGAUAUUGUCGUUUUGGGACUCUUGGCGCAACUUUCCGAAGGCAAAUAUUUCAUCGAAGACCCAACGGGAGCCGUUCAAAUCGACAUCAGCGACGCCACGAUGCAUUCCGGACUCUUUUGCGAAGGUUGCUUUGUCUUAGCCGAGGGCACGUACUGCGACGAAGUGUUAAAAGUCUCGGGUUUGGGAUUUCCGCCGCCCGAAAUGGCGAAUUCGAGUCGCGCAUUCUUCGGAACUGCCAAUACGUGGGGCGGGAAAUCCAAAAUUUUGUUAAAAUAUUCGAAAAAAUUGGAGGAAAUCGAGAAAAAGAACGAAAAUGACGGGAUUGUGUUCUUGUCGGAGGUUUGGUUGGAUGUUCCGAUUGUCAUGCAGAAGCUAAAAGUGCUUUUUGAGGGCUAUGAUGAGGUACCGCCGAUCGCAAUUGUGCUGAUGGGACCAUUUAUGAAGAAUUACGACGAUCCGUAUGACCUGAAAACGCAUUUGAAUGCCUUGGGAGAGAUCAUUGAUGCCACAAGUCGACUGAAAAGAGAGACUUUUAUCGUUUUUGUGCCUGCCAGUGAAGAUCCGAUAUCGGUUAAUAUUCUUCCGAGACCUCCGUUGCCUGCGUGUUUGACAAAAGAUAUUCAGAAAAAGUGUCCCAAAGCGAUUUUUACGACAAAUCCAUGUCGACUUCAGUAUUGCACGCAACAAAUUGUCGUGAUGAGAUGUGAACUUGUCACCAAAUUAUGUCGAAAUGCUAUUAAGUUUCCUUCCACGGGGACUUUGGAUGAUCACUUCACGCGAACCCUCAUCAGUCAAGGCACACUGGCGCCCCUUCAUCCCAUCGCAUUACCGACUUUUUGGGACUUUGACGCCUCUUUACAGCUCUACCCGCUACCAGAUUUGAUCGUUGUUGCCGAUCCAAGUAACGCUUUUCAUGCCAAACAUCACGAUUGCACUGUCAUCAAUACCGGCUCCUUCCCAAAAUCCAAAUUUGCGUUCAAAGUUUACAUGGCAACAAGUCGAACGGUUGAAGAUUCCGAGCUGCCCGACGAGGAUGAGGCAUAAAAACAUUAAAAAAUUGAAUAAAAUUUGUGUAAAAAGUCACGUACGAGAUUCUUAUAAGAAAUUUUGCCCCCUUUUUGUGUGUUUUUUCUCACUCUUUCGUUCUCUCACUCACACAACCGUGAAAUGGAACGCAUGAAAAAAUGGAAUUCCAACUCAGCUGUUAAGAGAAACACAAAAAUUACGA